CGGUCGAGUAAGACGCGCGGAAAUUCGUUUUGCUUUACCAAACAAGAAUAAAUAAGUUAACAUGGCCGUACCGGAAAAUAACGAUAUUAUUUUGGGAGACGCUCAGUCUCCGACAUAUAUAUUUCUAAAAACGUUUAUUGGAAAAUGGUGUGGCUUACUGAUGAAAUUGUUGGCGGCAUAACUGUGGGCGAAUUGGUCACCAGCAUUACAAAGCACAUGACGGUGGACGAGGAACUGGAGGCGACAGAGCAGGUGCUGGCAUUAGCAGAAAGGCUCGCAAUGGGAGAGCAUAUAUAUAAAUCUAAGCGAGAGGCAGGUCAGCACAAUCUCUAUAAUGUUACAAUACCAGAAAACAGUUUGGGAAAAACAUAUGCUAGAGGGGUAUUACAUGAAGAUCUAGCCGGAAUUGCUGUAGAUUCUAAUUACGAUGUUAAAUAUAGAAUUAUAAGUGGUGAUAAAGACAAGCUGUUCAAAGCAGAAGAGAAACUUGUUGGAAAUUUUGCCUUUUUAAGUAUUCGAACACGAACGAGUAAUGUAGUGCUGAACAGAGAAAAAACCGAGGAAUAUGUGCUUAAAGUAAAAGCUCACAUUAACUAUUCGCAUGGUAAAAACAUUUCAACCUAUGAAUCGGAAACAACAAUUCAUGUCCAAGUUUUGGAUCGAAAUGAUUUAAGCCCUCUCUUUUAUCCAACUGAAUAUGCGGUAACGGUUCCUGAGGAUACUCCAAAACAUCACAGUAUUGUAAAAGUUAUUGCAGAUGAUGCAGACUUAGGAGUAAACGGCGAAAUUUACUACAGUUUUUUAAUCGAGAGCGAGCAUUUCGCAAUUCACCCAACUACGGGAGAUAUAACAAUCUUAAAGCGGCUUAAUUAUGCCGAGAACUCACAUUACGAGCUUACGGUCUUGGCUCAUGACAGAGGAAGUGCCAUAAACCAACAGAAUCAUCAAGCUAGUAAAGCAAAAGUGUCUGUAACUGUGAAGCAGGUUAAUCUCAAUGCCCCGGAAAUACAUGCAAAGACAUUUACAAGUGUGAUACCGAAUUCAGAUGCUCUUAUUUAUGGGAUUGUUAAAGUAAAUGACAAAGAUGUCGGAAAAAGUGGGGAAAUUAGAAAGUUGGAAAUACUUGAUGGAAAUCCAGAUGGUACUUUUCAACUUACUGCUUCAGAUGCCCGAGACGAGUAUUACAUAGAACUGAAUAAAUUUGCUAAAUUAUGUCAAAAGCACUGCAGCUUUAACCUUACGUUACGCGCAGAAGAUCUUGGUUCACCCCCCAGACACACAUACAAAACCAUUCCAGUACAAAUAAUUCCAGAAAGCGAAAAUGUUCCGAUUUUUACCCAAGAAAUUUACGAUGUUUCAAUACCAGAAACGUCUCCUGUCAAUAUGCCAGUUAUUCGACUUAAAGUGAGUGACCCAGAUUUGGGCAAAUAUGCAUUGGUUUACUUGGAAAUAGUAGGUGGUAACGAAGGGGGUGAAUUUCGAAUAAAUCCAGACUCUGGAAUGCUGUAUACUCAAAAGCGUCUUGACGCUGAAAUAAAAUCUAUUUAUACGCUAACCGUCACUGCCAUUGAUCAAGCAGAUGUAGGAUCAAGAAAACAGUCAUCGGCCAAAGUAAAAAUUACUAUACAGGAUAUGAACGAUAAUGACCCCAUAUUUGAGAAUGUAAAAAAAAUAAUUAACAUUAAUGAAAAUGAGUUGGCUGGCUCAUAUGUUGGAAAAUUUACUGCCAGAGAUAAAGAUUCGGGCGAAAAUGCAUACAUAUCCUACAACAUAGCAAACUUAAACGAAGUUCCAUUCGAAAUUGACCAUUUUACCGGUGUUAUUAAGACAACAACGUUACUUGAUUAUGAAACAAUGCGGCGUAACUACACGCUUCUCAUUCGAGCCUCAGAUUGGGGUCUACCAUAUAGAAGACAAACGGAAAUUGCAAUUGAUAUCAUUCUGAACGACAUAAACGAUAACAGGCCACAGUUUGAACGAAUUAAUUGCUAUGGAAAAGUGAUAAGAUCAGCUCCAAUUGGGUCUGAGGUUUUUACAAUUUCUGCAGUUGAUCUUGAUGUAGGCGACGUAAUAUCAUAUCGCUCUAUAGCUGGCAAUGAUGAUGGUUGCUUUAACUUAGAUUCAAGUAGUGGUACUAUUUCCAUAGGGUGUAAUCUAAUGGAUGUUGCUGUUGCGGAUCGUGUUCUUAGACUAACUGCUACGGACGGGACUCACUUUUCAGACGAGUUAAGCAUUAACGUGCACUUGGAUCAUGAUAAUUUUAAGGGGCACGCCAACAUAAUGCAAGGGUAUGGAACCUUUGAAUGUCGUGAAACUGGAGUAGCUCGAAGAUUAGCAGAAACAUUAGCAUCGGCAGAAAAAAAUAAUGCUUGGAAUAUUUCACUCUCUGAAGGUAACGACUUGGCACUAACGCCCAGCAGAUAUGGACAAAAUGUGCACAAGCCAGAAUUUAAAAAUUUUCCACUAGAGUUGUUCUUAAAUGAAAGUGUUCAAUUGGGCACAACUGUGGCUUUAGUCGAAGCUAAAGAUCGCGACUUGGGCUACAAUGGGAAACUAGUUUAUUCAAUAGCAGAUGGAGACAUCGAUUCUGUGUUUCGAAUUGACCCCGAUGGUGGUGAACUCCAAAUAAUUGGCUACUUGGACAGAGAGCGCUUGAGUGAAUAUGUUCUGAAUAUCACUGUUUACGAUCUUGGAGCUCCCACAAAAUCAGAUUCCAAAAUGUUACCCAUUACCAUUACGGACACUAAUGAUAAUCCACCAGUACUUCAAAAAUCCUUAAUAACAUUCCGCCUUGCAGAAAAUGCUCCAGUUGGAAGCACUAUAUAUUGUGUACAUGCAACUGAUGCAGACUUGGGUAUUAAUGCCGAAAUACAAUACUCUUUAUCCACUCAUUAUGAAGAGUUUGCUAUAAAUAAAACAUAUGGUUGUAUAACAUUGAUGAAUCCAUUGGACCGAGAGAAGAACGAUAAAUUUGAACUACAUGUAAAUGUAAGAGAUGGAGGUUAUCCAGUGCUGUCAUCAGAGGCUGUCGUUUAUAUUCUUGUGGACGAUGUUAACGAUAACGCACCUAUAUUUGGUGUACAAGAAUAUAUAUUCAAGGUUCGAGAAGAUGUGCCACGUGGGACUGUAGUAGCCGUUAUUGAAGCCAUAGAUAAUGAUAUUGAUAAAAAUUCAGAGAUUCUAUUUUCACUUAAAGAAGAUUCGCAAGAAAACAAUCUAUUUAAAAUAGAUAAACAUACUGGAGCAAUACGAACCGUAGGAUAUUUAAAUUAUGAGAACCGUCAAGUACAUAAUCUUGUAAUAAGUGCAAUAGAUUGCGGAGUUCCAUCCCUUACGUCGAACAUGCCAAUAGUAAUUGAAAUAAUAGAUGUUAAUGAAAAUAGAUUUGCACCUGAGUUUGAUGAUUUCAUAUUUGAGGGGAAAAUUAAAGAAAAUAAACCAAAAAACACCUUGGUAAUGAAUGUAACCGCGCACGAUAUGGACGGCGAUGAUCAAAAUGGCAAAAUAUCUUAUUCAAUAACUGGUGGAGAUGGAUUGGGAAUUUUUUCCGUUAAUGAUCAGGGUUCGAUUCAUUCCUUAACUCAGCUUGAUGCUGAAACUAAAGACUCUUACUGGUUAACGCUAUGCGCCCAAGACAACGCUAUAAUUCCACUUACCAAUUGUGUAAAGGUAAGUUAUAAUGAGGUUAGAAUGAAAAUUAACAUUCCACUAACAAUCAAACCAGUUUAUCAUGUCAACGUGACAGAGGGAAGUUCAGGAAACCAUGAAAUAAUAAAGCUCAAAGCAAUAGACCCCGAUAGAGACCCGUCGCAAAAAAUUACAUAUAAUAUAGUAUCGGGAAAUUUAGUAGGAUACUUUCAAAUUGACCCACAAACAGGUAUCCUAAAAACAACAGAGCGGAAACUUGACAGGGAGAACAAAGAUGAGCAUAUUUUGGAGAUAUCUAUAUCUGACAAUGGAUCUCCUGUAUUGACAUCAACCACACGAGUUGUAAUAUCAGUUUUAGACAUAAAUGAUAACAGUCCCGUUUUCGACCAACGCAUGUAUAAAGUGCAAGUUCCUUCAACAACAAAUAUUAAUGAAUCAAUAUUUCAGGUUCAUGCAAUCGAUUACGAUGCAGGAGAAAACGGCCGCAUAACGUAUUCAAUCAAGUCUGGAAAAAAAAAGAACAAAUUUCGCGUUGAUGGAGUAAGCGGUCAUAUAUUUUUUACAAAAUCUUUAGAUCCAGACUCCGAGUUUGAAAUAAAUAUCAAGGCCGAAGACAAUGGAACGCCCAAAAAGACUCAAACUGCAUUAGUAAAUAUAGUUAUAAUUCCUGUUAAUCCCAAAUCUCCAAACGCACCAGUAAUAGCCAUGAAGUCCAUAAAUAGCGUUGUAGACCUAACAGAAAAUGAUAAACCCGGCUUUCUAGUGACUCAAAUACUUGCCGAAGAUGAAGACAAUGAUCAACUUUGGUAUAAUAUCAGUGGUGGGAAUGAUGAAAACUAUUUUUAUAUUGGAAGGGAGUCUGGAAAUGUGCUACUUUCGAAAUUUUUGGACUAUGAGACCCAGACUUUUUAUAAUUUAUCGAUUAGUGUCACUGAUGGCUCAAAUGUAGCUUACACAAAACUAUACGUUCAAGUUGUUGAUACUAACGAUAAUACUCCGAAAUUUACAAAAGAUAUUUAUCAUGUAAAUAUAUCUGAAAAUAUCGACGAAGAAUCUGUUAUAAUUCAGCUUCAUGCUACUGAUAAAGACGAAGACAAAAAGCUGUUGUAUCAUUUGCACGCCUCACAAGACCCAUCCUCUCUGACAUUAUUUCGCAUCGACUCAAUAAGCGGAAACGUUAUUGUUACACAGAAACUGGAUUUUGAAAAAACAUCACAGCAUAUAUUGAUAGCUUUUGUAAAAGAUCAAGGUACUCCUGGCAAAAGAAAUUACGCAAAGAUUAUAGUUAACGUUCAUGACCAUAAUGAUCACUACCCUGAAUUUACAACAAAAAUUAUUCAAAGUAAAGUACCUGAAAGUGCUGCACUAGGAUCGAAACUUGUCCAAGUCACAGCAAUUGAUCGAGACAGUGGUCAAAAUGCUGAGCUUCGCUAUUCGAUUAUAACUGGUAACGUUGGAAGCGUAUUUGAAAUCGAUCCAAUAUUUGGAAUUAUAUCAUUAGCUGCCAGCUUGGACAUUAAUCAAAUGCAAGAGUAUAUGCUGCAGAUAAAAGCUGUAGAUCUGGGUCAACCGCCAUUAUCAUCCCAAGUGCCCGUACAUAUCAUUUUAACUAUGUCUGAAAAUGACCCUCCAAAGUUCUUCUCAAACUCAAUUUCACUAGAAAUUUUCGAAAAUUUAAAUGCUGGAUCAUUUGUAACUCAAGUAGAAGCGCGAUCUUCCUCAUCAGUCUUUUUCGAUAUUAUUCAUGGUAAUGUUAACGAAAGCUUUCGAAUUAAUCCUUCGACAGGAGUAAUUGUUAUAAACGCCAAUGUCGACUAUGAAAAAAUCAAGGUCUUUAACUUAACAGUUAAAGGGACUAAUAUGGCCUCACUCUCUUCAUCGCAAAACGUAAUAGUGCAUGUUUUAGAUGUAAAUGACAAUAGUCCAAAGUUUCUGGAAAGCGAAUAUGUUGGAAUUGUGUCGGAGGCUGGCGUUUUAGGAUCCUAUGUUCAAAUGACUGAUGAUAAGAAAAAACGUCCAUUGACGCUCAAAGUGUUUGAUGCCGACGAGGGAUUAAAUGGCUUACUGGAAUAUAAAAUCGACGACGACUAUACCAAUGCUGUGUUUAAAAUCGAUCCUACUACAGGGGCAAUCGAAAUAAUUCGUAACUUGGAUUAUGAAAAAGAUUCCAACUAUUCAUUUUACGUUAUGGUCAGUGACAUGGGCAAACCAAAACUAUAUUCAAAUUCAAAGGCUCACGUUAUAAUCAACGUGAGUAACGUUAAUGACUGCCCACCCACAUUUAAGGAUCGCGCUCUCAAUGUCACUUUAAUUCUACCAACGUUUGAAAAAGUAUUCGUUGCAAAUAUUGCUGCAUCUGACGCUGACAACGACAUUAUUCGCUAUGACAUAGUAGAUGGAAAUGAUCAUGAAUGCUUUGAAAUACACCCUUUUACAGGAGUAUUAACGACAAGAACUUCUGAAAUACAAAAUAAGGAGUACACUCUGCAUAUCCGCGCAUCUGAUGGGCUAUACUCUACCAUUCUUGUCGUAAAUAUUCAAACUGAAAAAGUAAUUAACUCCAAUUUCAUUUUUCAAAAGAAGAUCUAUGAGUUUACAACGUUGGAAAAUACUACAAAAGUAUCUACAGUAGGAUUGUUGAAUGUCGUGGGUAACACUUUAAAUGAAAAUGUUGAAUACAGAAUUCUCAACCCAUUGGAUAUGUUUGCAAUUGGUAUUACUUCUGGUGCUAUUAAAACAACUGGCGUUUUGUUCGAUCGAGAGUUUCAAGAUAUGUACAAACUUUUCGUAGAAGCAAAGUCGACUAUGAUUAAUAGAGAUAACGGUAGCAUACGUAGAGCCGUGACGUCGGUGUAUAUAUCGAUUUUGGAUGUAAAUGAUAACUGCCCGAUAUUUGUGAACAUGCCAUACUAUGCAUCUGUAUCUGUUGGCCAUCCGAAGGGCACAGUAAUUGCACAAGUAAAAGCAAUCGAUUUGGACAGCUCUGAAAAUGGUGAAGUACGUUACGAACUGAAAAAAGGUAAUGGUGAACUCUUUAAAAUAGACCGCAAAAGUGGAGAGCUGUCGAUUAAACAAAGUAUAGAAGGCCACAAUCGGAAAUAUGAUCUAACUGUUGCUGCAUACGAUGGUGGAAUAGUCUCUUGUUGUACAGAAGUUCCAGUACAGAUAAAGGUUAUUGAUCAGUCCAUGCCCGUUUUUGAAAAACAAUUUUAUUCUGUUAGCGUUAAAGAAGAUGUCGAAAUGUAUUCAGCUCUGUUUGUAUCAGUUGAAGCGGAAAGUCCCUUAAAAAGAAAACUGAUAUACACUAUAUCAUCAAAUAAUUCAGAUCAAUAUUUUGAUAUUGAUUAUAGAACAGGUGCUUUGUAUGUUGUGAAUGAGUUGGACUAUGAGAAACAAGUAAUGCAUGAGAUUGCCAUCCGAGCCACAGAUAGUCUUUCUGGAAUUUUUGCAGAUGUUCUGUUAUCUAUAACAGUCAUUGAUGUGAACGAUUGUUAUCCCGAAAUUCAAAAAGAUAACUAUAAUGUUACCUUAUCUGAAAAUUCUCCGUUUGGAACACAAGUGCUACAAAUAAACGCCACAGAUAGGGACUCUGGUGCGAAUGGGAUACUAUCUUAUUUUAUUGAGUCCAUCAAUGGUCAAAACAACACUAAUACAUUUUACAUUGAUGUCAACGAUGGCUGCUUAUAUCUAAAAGUACCUUUAGACUAUGAGACGAUAAAGUAUCACCACAUAGUUGUGAAUGUAAAAGAUCAUGGCUCACCAUCUCUAAGUUCCAUAUGUAAUGUCUUUAUAACAGUUAAAGACCUCAAUGAUAACAUCCCAAAGUUUAUUGAGCCAUCUUUCUACACAAAGUUGUCUGUCGCAGCGACCCGUGGCCAAUUUGUUGCACUGCCUAGAGCAUAUGAUGAUGAUGUUUCUGACAUCGAGUUGCUUCAAUACAAAAUAGUAGAAGGAAAUGAUUUUCAAACGUAUAGUAUUGAUAAGAGCAGCGGCGUUAUAACCCUUCAAAAUAUGUUAAAAUUUGCUGAAAAACUGAGCACACUGCUGAAUGUAUCAAUAUCUGAUGGAACUCAUACAAGCUAUGCGCGUUUAAAAAUAACCUUAGUGCCGGAAAAUUUUCAUAGUCCACAAUUUGAAAACUCGGCUUAUGAAGCAACAAUAAAGGAAAAUUUACCAGCAGACUAUAAAAUAAUUACUGUCAAGGCAUUUGAUAACGAUUUUGGCCACUAUUCUCGAUUAUAUUACGAAAUAGCUUCUGAGGAAAUGAAACAAUAUUUUGAUAUUGAUAAAAAUACCGGCCUUAUCACAUCGAAGGUUAAGUUUGAUCGCGAGAUAAGAGGAGAAUAUGUCUUACAGUUAAAGGCAACUGACGGCGGAAGCAAAUUUGGAUUUACAACUUUGAAAGUGCUAAUUGAAGAUGUUAACGACAAUAGCCCAAAAUUCUCUUUAAGAGAAUAUAAAAUUGUCAUAAGUCCAUUAAACAAGCCUAAUGAAAUCAUAUUAUCCGUUAAAGCAAUUGACGUAGAUAUUAAUGAAAAUGGUGCUUUAAGCUACACAAUUGCACCGGACUCAAUGAAAACCAUUUUAGAGGAUAAAAUCUAUUUAAAUGAAACAACUGGAAGCAUUAUUCUUAAAAAAGCACCACAAAUUAGUGAGGGAGGGGCUUUUCAAUUUUUUGUUCGCGCCUUUGAUCUUGGAGAUCCUUCUUACCAUUCUGAAGUGCCCGUAACAUUGGAAAUAGUGGAUACUGAAGUGCAAAAUCCAAUAUUCGAAAAGCAUGAUAUCAAUCUUCAAAUAAUAGAAUCAACAUCACCGGGAACAGUUUUAACGAAAUUAAAUGUAGUUGGAAACUAUACAUUGAAAUUUUCGACUUCAGACGAAACAUCAUUGUUUGCUAUAUCCGAAAAUGGAGAAUUAAUUCUUAUGCAAACUUUGGACCGUGAACAGGCAGAUUCAAUUCAUUUGGUGGUCAUAGUGGAAACAGCAACAUCACCCAUUUUGUAUGCCUAUGCCGAUGUACACAUACAUGUUACUGAUGAAAAUGAUAAUUAUCCAAAGUUUGAUAAUACGAUUUAUGCUUCAAAUGUACCCGAAAAUACAGAGAAACUGGUUUCUAUUGUCAAAAUUACGGCGACCGAUGCUGACACCGGAUCAAAUGGAGAUGUGCGAUAUUAUUUUGAUGAUGAAUCAAAUAGUAUACGAAACAUUUUUGAUAUCGACAUUUAUACCGGUUGGAUAACUCUCCUAGGAUCCUUGGAUAGGGAAGUACAAUCUGAGUUCAAUUUAAAAGUUAUUGCCACAGAUAAUGGCCAACCGAAACACGACUCAAAAGUUCCAGUUUCCAUUAAAGUCAUUGAUUACAAUGACAAUGCACCGAUUUUUAAAGCUCCCCUUGACCAUGUAUCAAUUUAUGAAAACGCACUUCCUGGAACUGUGUUGAAAACAUUCUUACUAAUUGAUCCAGAUAUUGAAAAACACAAUAUUGACUACUAUAUUACAUCUGGAGAUAAACAAUCGCAGUUUCAAAUAGGCAAAACAGGAGAGUUAUUUAUCUCAAAGCCACUUGAUAGAGAGCAAAUAUCAUUUUAUAAUUUGAGCAUAAUAGCAACGGAUGGAAAAUUCACUGCCAAAGCAUUUAUUGAAGUUGAGAUAAAAGAUGUCAAUGAUAAUAUGCCAUAUUGCUUAAAACCUCGGUAUCACAUUACGAUAAAUGAAUCAACCCCGAUUGGCACUACGAUUGUUGAAGUCGAGGCAAUGGACUUCGACUCAAAUAACGAUUUUAAGUUACGUUUUUACAUAUCAGGUAAGGGAGCUGAUGACUUCGUUAUUGGGAAAGAGAGUGGUAUUGUAAAAGUAGCAAAACUUUUAGAUCGCGAAAAGUCUCCAAAAUAUAAGUUGUUUGCUCAUGUUCAAGAUGGAAAAGAGUUAACACGGGAAUGUGUUUCGGAAAUAAUUGUUACAGUAAAUGACAUCAAUGACAAUACCCCAGUAUUUACGAUGAAUGCUUAUAUAGUCAGCAUACAAGAGGACGCUCAAUUACAAACAGUCGUUACAAAAGUUCAUGCCACAGAUAAGGAUUUUGGAAUGAACAGAAAAAUAAAAUACACAUUAUUUGGAGCAAAUAGUGACUACUUUAGAAUUUCAAAGUCAACCGGAAUUAUAAAACUUGAAAAGAGCCUGGAUCGUGAAAGCAUUUCUCUAUAUAAUUUAACUGUUAAGGCCGAAGAUUUUGGCGUGCCACCAUUAUUUUCGAUAGCAAGUAUUGUAAUUAAUAUUUUGGAUAUCAACGACAAUCCUCCUGAAUUUAGCCGACGACAAUAUUUAAGUAAUAUACAGGAAAACUCAACACAAUCAUUUGAAGUGUGUAAAGUCUAUGCGACUUCCAAAGACAUUGGCGUCAACGCUGAAAUUUUCUAUUACAUAAUUGGUGGAAACGAACAGCGCAAAUUUACCAUUAAUACCAAUACAGGUGUUUUAUCAAUUAACGGGACCUUGGAUUACGAAAAAACAAAAUUUUAUUUGCUUACUGUUCAGGCUAUUGAUGGCGGGACACCACCAUUAAGUAACAUAGCUUAUGUAAAUAUAACCAUAGAGGAUGUAAAUGACAACAGCCCAAGAUUUGCACAAAAUAUAUAUCGAGCGAGUGUUAAAGAAGACAUGCCUAAUGGUUAUUCUAUUAUAAGUGUGCUAGCCACAGAUGAUGACUCAAACAUGAAUGGACGCAUCAAAUAUAAUAUUAUAAAAGGUGAUAACUUGCAGCAAUUUGGAAUAAAUAAAGCGAAUGGAACCAUUGCAUUGACAAGGCCUCUGGAUAGAGAAACAAUUGCCAACUACACGUUGGAAGUCGAAGCCUGCGAUUUUGGCAUUCCAGAGCGGUGCAGUAAUGUGCAAAUCAUUAUUUUAAUUUUGGAUGCUAAUGAUAAUGCUCCCUUAUUUUCACAAACCAAUUACAGUAUAGUAUUACAAGAAAAUAGACCACUAGGAUAUGUUUUUAUUACGUUUGAGGUGUCUGACGCUGAUGAGGUACCAAACUCUGUGCCAUAUACGUUUGAUAUACGUUCUGGUAACGAGGGAGGUCUAUUUAGACUUGAACAAGAUGGCUCUCUUAGCACGGCAUCGAGAUUUAAUCAUAAGUUACGCGAUGAAUUCAUAAUUCAAAUACGUGUUUUUGACAACGGUACGCCUCCACUUUUUUCGGAUACAUGGGUUAAAAUUAAAAUAGUUGAGGAAAGCCAAUACCCACCGAUCGUAACCCCUUUGGAGAUAACUGUCAAUUCGUUUGAAGAUGAAUUUGCUACUGCGUUUUUGGGUAAAGUACAUGCCUCCGAUCAAGACCAAUAUGAUGAACUAAGUUAUAGUAUCGCUCCAACAACUGAAGAAACAUAUCAAACUUUGAAAUUAUUUAAAAUUUCCAGCAAAUCUGGAGAAAUUCAUUCUAUAUCCAACCUAGAUAUUGGGCUAUAUAAACUGAAUGUAUCGGUUACUGAUGGAAAAUUUACUGCGUUCACUACUGUGAAAAUCAAUGUCGAACUAAUAACGAUUGAUAUGGUGAGGGAAGCCACUGUGAUAAGAUUUGGAAAAAUUAAAGCAGACGAAUUUUUACUGAGUCAUCGCAAGGGCUUUAUUCGAUCAAUUAGAAAUGUAAUGAGAUGUCGACAGAAAGAUGUAAUUUUGAUAUCAUUGCAAGAACAGAAUCAAAAAUCCUUUGUAAAGAGAGAUACACGGUCGGUUGAGUCAAACUUAAAUGUGGUGUUCGCAGUACGCAAACAACAAAUCAUACCAACGUCAGAUGCUUUUUUCACUCAUGACGAAAUACGUCUGGCUCUUAUUAGUAAAGAAAUUGAAAUUGAGAACGACACCAAUCUUAUUAUUGAAGAGAUAUUUGAAAGUUUUUGCCAUAGCAAAGAGAACAAUUGUGUUCACGGAGUUUGCAAGCAAAUAAUUAGCUUACAGAAAAACAAUAUUACAACAAUAUACACAGAUGUCAUAAGUUUCGCAUCUCCAUCGUAUCGGUUAACAAAGAAAUGCGUCUGCAAGCCUGGCUUUGACGGCAAAAACUGCAAUGAGUCGAUAAAUGCUUGCUCCUCAGAGCCCUGUCCUCCACAAAGAAAUUGCAUGCCAUCAGACUCUGAAGCUCAGUACCAAUGUGUUUGUCCAAAAGGAUAUUCGGGAUCAUUUUGUGAGAUAAGAUCAGCCAAGUGCAGUAAUGGUACCUGCGAUCCAAUUUCUUCAACUUCUGUUUCUUUUGGAGGAAAGAGCUACGCACAUUAUAAAAUUAACAAGGCAAAGGCUAAAAACACAAUCGAAAAUCAGUUUACAUACUCACUUCAAAUAAGGACAGUUCAGCAAAGUGGAACGCUUCUAUAUGCCAGUGGAAAAGUUGAUUAUAAUGUUUUGGAAAUAGUAAACGGCGCUGUAAAAUACAGAUUUGACUUAGGGUCAGGGGAGGGUGUUGUGAGCGUGUCAAGCAUAUAUAUUGCGGACGGUGCGUGGCAUACGAUCGUCUUGGAGCGCACACUGAAUAGUGCAAAGCUCAUUGUAAAUAAUAAACACGUUUCUCAAGGAAGUGCACCUGGAGUCAAUGGCAUCUUAAAUAUUCAGUCAAAUGAUAUUUUCGUUGGAGCAGAAGUGCGACCCCAUCCAUCCAUUAUCGGCUAUGAGGAUAUCCAACGUGGUUUUAUUGGCUGUAUGGCAAAUAUAAAAAUAGCAACAGAACCGUUACCAUUGUACAUAUCAGGCGGAAGCACAAUUGCUGCACUGAAACGGUUUACAAACGUUGAGUUCAAAUGCGAUCCAGCAAAUGUCUUAAUCAACCUGGGAGUCUGUGGCACACAACCAUGUCAGAAUAGUGGAAUUUGUACGGAUCUAGGAAGCGAUAAGUUUAAAUGUAUUUGCCAUGCACGUUUCACCGGCGAAUUUUGUGAAGUUGACUUGGAUCCGUGCUCUUCAGCACCUUGUUUAUUUGGCGGUCGCUGUGAUAAUUUAGAGCCUAAUAAUUAUACUUGCGUUUGCCCAAUGCACUUGUCUGGAAGGAGAUGCGAGUAUGGAAAGUUCUGUGCACCAAAUCCGUGCAAAAAUGGUGGAAUGUGUGAAGAAGGUGAUGGUGUAUACCACUGCAUGUGUCGCGGCUUUACUGGUCCAAACUGCGAAAUCGAUGUGGAUGAAUGCGAAAAUCAGCCAUGCGGGAAUGGCGCCACCUGCAUCAACGAAGCGGGGAGCUUUCGGUGUAUAUGUCCUUCAUUUCUUACUGGUGCAAGCUGCGGAGAUCCUCUAUAUUCCAACUCAAUUUCUACAAAACUGAAAAACUUUUCGAUUGAGCAUAUAAGCGGCAUCAUAUCUGGAAUAGUGAUUGUAUUCAUUAUUAUUGUAAUCCUAUUAUUUUGUGUUAUUUUCAAAAGAAGUACCACACCAAGAUCACGAAACCGAAUCGAAAAAGACAAGAACAAGCAUUCGCUUAAGCAAGCAAAUCUGAACUCACUGCUUGAGAAGGAUAACAUCUGCAAGGCCAACGCGAAAAUAAGUAAUUUGGAAGUUAGCCAGCGUCCGUCAAGCUAUUCCCCUCCAAUAAACGAUAGCCUAUUUUUAAGCAAUACUUCUUUUGUAAAUAAUUUGGAUAUUUUACGAAGUUAUGGUUCAGCUGGAGAUGAGCUGGAAAACAUUCCAUUUGAGUAUCAAAAAGUUAAUCGAUCUAAUCAACACGUAAAUAUAAAUGCCUGUAAAUUAAUGGACGGCGAAGUCAACGCGCACAAGCAAGAAUGGAGUGAACAUAUGCAUUUAAAGACAUUCAGCGAAAAUAAACUGAAUAACGAGCGAAGAAUAGACUACGGAUGUCCAAUAAACCGACUCUCGAGUGGAAAGCUAAUUCAAGUUGCAAUGCCAAACGUAUGUCACUCAACUUCGAAUGCCAUUAUUGGCGACCCUGCGCUUAGCAGUGGACAAUAUCACUGGGACUGUUCGGAUUGGGUCCGAAAAAGCCAUAACCCAUUGCCAGACAUAACUGAAGUUCCUGGAGCUGAAGUCGCGGAUUCAUCGAGUUUUCAGAGCAAUGAUAGUAAUGAGUCAAAAUCAAAACGUAAAUAUUUGAUAAGUGAAGACGUCGAUCCAAGUAGGGAUAUGGCUGCUCUGAAUGAAGAUAUGGUAUUUGAAUAUGUGGAGUCUGAUAUAGAAAGCUGUAUACAACCAUUUAUGUUGCCUAAUUUUUCUAAUGAAUCCCGUUCAAGACUAAGUUCUUUUAAUCAAAGCGAGAGUGAAGACUAUAAACUAAAUACAGGCAAAGUAUAUUUACGACAUCCUGAUUCAUAUUUACCUACGCUCCAUACACGACUGAACUAG
Molecule: messenger RNA, 13980 nt
Organism: Drosophila busckii
Lineage: Eukaryota; Metazoa; Arthropoda; Insecta; Diptera; Drosophilidae
Gene: kug
Product: fat-like cadherin-related tumor suppressor homolog
Exons: 23
Coding region: 145-13980 (4611 amino acids)
Biological process (GO): homophilic cell-cell adhesion
Cellular component (GO): catenin complex; plasma membrane
Molecular function (GO): cadherin binding; calcium ion binding
Source: RefSeq, a predicted model, not a curated record